GCUCUGAUGCAUCAAUGAUGGAGAGCUAAGGAACUGUACGAGAGCGUUAUAUUUACAUACUCAACGGAGAAUCCUAAAGCGUUUUUCUUUUUACAUUUUAACAGUGCGUUCAGGAAUUCUGAACACUUUUUUACAUUUUAUUUGAAGUGACACAGAGUGCUACGUUAACAGAUCACAAUGAUGAGCAAACCUUAUGGAAAACCAGGGGAUGUGACUGAGCUGGUCAGCUCCCUUGGAUGGAUGGAAGAGGACCUCAGCUCACAGGAUGGUGACCAGACAGAUGAAAUGGGAGAUCAAUAUGCACUGAACAGGACUAAUCGGGGACCUGUGGAACUGGGCAGUGAGGAUAUGGAGGAAGAAGAUGAUGAGGAAGAUGACGAAGUGGGUCUUGAUGGAGAAAAGGCACCCAAGCGGAGAGGUCCUAAAAAGAAGAAAAUGACCAAAGCCAGACAGGAACGUUUCCGUGCACGCCGCGUCAAGGCCAACGCCAGGGAACGUUCACGCAUGCAUGGGCUGAAUGACGCACUGGACACCUUGAGGCGCGUUAUGCCUUGUUACUCAAAGACCCAAAAGCUCUCCAAAAUCGAGACCCUGCGGCUGGCCCGCAACUACAUCUGGGCCCUGUCUGAGGCUCUGGAGAGUGGCCAGUCAACUGAGAGCAAUGGUUUUGUAGAAAUGCUAUGCAAGGGGCUUUCACAACCUACCAGCAACUUAGUGGCUGGCUGCCUCCAACUGGGACCCUCAACCAUGCUGCUGAACCAACUGGAUGAGAAGUGUGCCAUACCGGGUGCGGGGGGUCAGCAGGGUCACCCCAUUAGCUAUCCCUCACCAGGACUGCCCAGCCCACCCUAUGGGUCAUUGGAGGCCUCACACUUACUACAUCUAAAAGGUUUCAAGGGGGCUGUCUAUGAGAAUUCCUCACCCAACGAAUGCAGCAGUGGCACCCCACCUUACGACGGCCCUCUCACGCCUCCUCUCAGCAUCAGCGGCAACUUCGCUGUAAAGCGGGAGUCCUCACCACACGAGACAGAGAGGAACUUUACACCUCACGCUGCCCAUUACCUCUCUUCACACCCUUACCCACCGUCUUCCUUGGCAGGUCUUCCAGCUCCUCAGGGUCACACACUGUUCCCAGGCUCCCGUUACGAGCUUCCUUUAGAAAUGGCUUUCGAGCCGUUUGCCCCAUCGCACGUGGUGACAUCACAGAUAAGCACCAUUUACAGCGAAUGAACAAAUGACCACCAGAGACAUUCAGCAAAUCCAUUUCCUCAGCAGGCCUCCAGGGGCCCGGCACAUUUAAGGAGACACUUUGCAUGUAUCCUGUCUGAGCUAUUAAGAGACCAUAUAGCGAUCACUGAGAAACAUGUAACUUACCUGUGGCAAUUGAAGUACUGAGAAAGAGAUGCAUAUUUUUUGUUAAUUUAUUCUUGUUUUGUCAUUAUUGAGUUUGUUACUAUUUUAAUUGUCAUUUUCUGGAAUUUCUAUUCUGUAUACAUGUGAUGUUCCCAUCAAACUGGAAGAUUUUGUUUGUGCACAUGCCAUAAAAAUGCAGCAAAUUGACACAUACACAAACAGCUCCUCUUAGUGGGUUAUUGGAAGGUACAAAAUAAAAAAUAAUUUAGACGUGUAUGAUGAGUUUUUAGUCGAAACUCAAUAUAUUCAGCCCUGUUUAACCAGAUGCUGAUUUUAAUAAGUUUUUCCCCAAACAAACAAAACGACAGAAUGAAGGAAAAGGAAAUAAAUUUAGCACAAUACUUUUUGCCAUAACAAAACAUUUAUUUAUGACUGUAUUUAAUAUUUAUUUUAAUGACAAUUGUACAAGCAAUUUGUCGGCACUGUUUUAUUGUUUUUUGGUACACUGCCAGUCAAUGCUACCAAUACUCAUAAAGUAUCUAAUUUAUUUAUUUGGAUUUUUUUCUGUUUAAUGUGUUUUUGUCA
Paramisgurnus dabryanus is the source of this 1938-nucleotide messenger RNA. It is a transcript of the gene neurod4, whose product is annotated as neuronal differentiation 4. NCBI's taxonomy places the organism in Eukaryota, Metazoa, Chordata, Actinopteri, Cypriniformes, Cobitidae. Gene Ontology annotation, molecular function: E-box binding; protein dimerization activity; DNA-binding transcription factor activity, RNA polymerase II-specific. Gene Ontology annotation, biological process: camera-type eye development; axon development; nervous system development. The record is from RefSeq and is a predicted model, not a curated record. Gene Ontology annotation, cellular component: nucleus.